AUGCAUCCAGCAGAGCCUUCUUUAUCAGAUAUCAUCAGCAAAACUGAGUCGCUCAGUUGCACUGACCCUAUGUUGGAGUUAAUAGGUUCAGAUGACUCUGGUUUUCACGUGACAGACAACAAAUUGGUUGCUCGGAUUAUUGGUACAAGAAAGUAUUGUUCAUGGGUCCUAAAAUCCACCAUGAGCAAGAUUUGGAAGUUGAUUUUUGAUGUUCAAGUGCAAAGUGGACCAGAGGGGAGUUUCAUUUUCAUUUUCGAAGAUGUCAAGGAAAGAGAUGAAGUUCUUGAGGAAGAGCCUUGGCUUUUAGACAAUAAUCUUCUUAUUCUGAAAAAGUGGCCACCAGACAAGUCUUUUCAAGCUCUGGAUUUCUCUACCACUGGGUUUUGGCUUCAAGUACAUGGCUUACCGCCUAGCAAUUGGAAUCAGCAAAAUGCACAGAAAAUAGGGCAGUUGUUUGGGGGCCUAAUUUGUGUUGAUAAUGUUCAAGGGCCAAGUCAAGAAUGGCAUCCUUUUCUCCGGUUGAAAGUUCGGGUACUAGUGGAAAAGCCCCUUUUAACAGGAUUUUUCAUUGCACAGGGAGGGGAAAAGAAGGAUUGGAUAAAAUUUAAGUAUGAAAGAUUAUCGAUAUUUUGUUUAUGUUGUGGAAUUAUAGGGCAUAUUGCCAGGAAUUGCAAUGGGAAGCUCAAUGGUGAUAUUGUCCCUCCAUCUCGGUUUGGUUUGUGGCUGUUGGCAAAAUCCCCAAAUCCACACCCUUAUCAGAGAACUCUUCAUCUUCAAUCUCAUUUUAACAAAACCCAGGUUCCAAAUGCUUCUGUUCCUUCUCUGUUGUUAGAUUUACCAUCAGAUCAAGUGGUUUGUUCCUCAGGAAUGGGUCUGUAA
Messenger RNA from Hevea brasiliensis (rubber tree), 879 nucleotides. RefSeq lists its product as uncharacterized. The transcript has a single exon. Gene Ontology annotation, molecular function: nucleic acid binding; zinc ion binding. Lineage: Eukaryota; Viridiplantae; Streptophyta; Magnoliopsida; Malpighiales; Euphorbiaceae. The coding region runs from base 1 to 879 and encodes 292 amino acids. The record is from RefSeq and is a predicted model, not a curated record.